AUGAGCAAGCAUAGCCAAAUCGCCCGGGAUGGAAAGGGAGCUUCCUCGAUGCUGACGCAGCGGCCAAGGUCAACAGGCCAACGACAACCACGGUCAGCCCGACGCAGUGCAGCCGUUGGCCCGUCCAACAUAUCCCAGCGGCAGAAGUCAGCGGUAGAGAACGAGGACGGACGGGGAGAGCCCGACCUGAACCAUUGGGGCACCGAGCCCGCAAGCAGCCUCUUCGGGGGAAGCACGAUCGACCUUGGGGCGGGUAGCACGGUCGAUCUCGGCGCCGGUGGUGAAAGCUCAAUAGACCUCGAGGGAGUGAACACUGAGCGAGGGGCGUCGCCGUCCGCAGUCCCGGCUAACUCUUCAAAGAGACGAAGCGGUGACAGGGGUGACGACACCAUUAGGACAGCACGCGGCGAUAGCAGUGAGCAAGGUAACCGUGAUGAGUCUGACGAGGUGCUUCGAGCCUCUGACCGAGACCUGACGGCGGAGGAAGCGACGGCGACAGCCGGAGCGCCGGGGAACGAAGCGGAGAAGGAGAAGGGUGGACAUGCCGACCGCGAAGAGGGAGGUGGCGAGGACGGUGCCGGACGCGGCAAUGUCCGCCAUUCGCGUUCUGAGUCUGUUGGUGGUGCUGGUGCUGCCACUGGUGAUGCUGUUGGUGAGCGGUUGCCUCCUCCAAGGCCCCAGCAGUUAGCUGCUCGAAAAAGUGGCGAUGGGAGAGGCCAUGGGGUCAGGGGGGACAGCAGGGCGCGAUCACGGGAACGCCCGCACCAAACCCCUUUGGUUGGGUCGUCUUCGACCGUGGGGGGAAAAGUACGGGGUGGUGGAUCGCCGAGGAGAUCGGAAAACGCUCAUGGCCGUGCUUCCGCUCUGGACGGCAGAUGGGCACAGGCGUAG
Messenger RNA from Ectocarpus siliculosus, 891 nucleotides. NCBI's taxonomy places the organism in Eukaryota, Phaeophyceae, Ectocarpales, Ectocarpaceae. The record is from the annotation of a GenBank genome assembly.